AGUAUAUUCAACUAACCUAUAGCAACGUUAGCAACGAGGCUGAUAUCGCCAUUGUAAAUAAACGUUCCAAGUUUUAAUUGCCCUAAAAUGGCACAAGGAGACCCAAUGAAAUGGCACAUGCCAGGAUGGAGGAUAGAGCAACGGUUUGCGCCUGGUGUAUUGAUAGGAAAUUGGGGCGAGGAAAGAUAUACAUUCAAUAAAGGGGAUACAAAACAUAACAGCACACACAGAGUGGACUUCAGAAACUAUGGCUCUUAUAGGCCUGAUGUAAUAGUCCGACGAAAGGCACUGAUGAGAAAUGAUGGGCUGGGACAGGAACACAUCUUCCACCAUCAUGGAGAUAAAUACACACAGAACCACAUCUCUUGGUAUGACGAACAUUACAAUGGCCGAUACAAGGAGAAUACCCUCCCAUCACUCCGAGACUGGAAUAGCCACAAGCUUUCUUGGGCUCCAGAAAAAUCAGAUCAUCCUAUUCAAGGAAAUCCCACUAACUUUGGACUGCAUGAAAAACUGCAAUCCAAAUGGAAGGAUCAGAUUGCAGAUGAAGUUAAGGGAGAUUACCUAUCAACCUACCAGAAUUCCUUUGUGGGACACCCUAAAGAAAAUCUGGUCAGAAACCGUUAUGCUUUCUCCAAAGAUAUGUCGACAACUCUGCAUCCUUACAACAAAGUUAAUAAGGACCUACACCUGAGAAAUGCUUGUGUCUUCAAAUCACCAGAAAAACUCCCUGAUCUAGUUUAUACAUAAGAAAUGAAACAACACUUUCUUAAAACUCCCCUAAAUUUUCUAUAAAUGUAAAGAGAAGUUUCAUUGAAUACUCAGUUAAAAUUUCUUUUCUGUUUUAUUUGCCCGCAAUUGCGAAACUUUCAUAUUGUCAUUGUAUAUGACAUUACAUUUAUUCCUUCAUCUGCUUUGUAAUGCCUCUCCUUUCUAUGAACCCCCUUCAGAAAUUUCCUUGUAUAAUGAUGCCUCUUUCAGGUUAACCUGUGACUGUUUUCUAGUCUUUGUUACUUAGUUUUAUAAUAGAUGUAUCUCUUUUAUAAGGCAAAAUUUGUAAUGCAUGUGUGCUAGUUAGCUGGCUUUGAAAAUAGAGAUCUUCAUAGAUGGUUUUACGGUAUUAAACAUCAGUAUUGUAUUGGUGCCAAUCCAGAUCUGCUGUGUAUAGUAUGUAUAAUAUGAAUCAUUUUGAUUGUUUUCAUACUCUAUAACUUUUACGACUUCAUCAUGAGUUAAUUUCGUGGGGUAUUUUGUUGAUUUGUUUUUUAAUUAAUUACUCCAAUAGAGUAUGGUUUGGAAGUAUUUUCUAUUAUGAAACCAGCCAUGACAAUUCCGAAAACCAGUUUAGUUUAAAUUUUGCUCAAUAAAAUGAUGUAUGCCAUGUCACUGAAUCAGUAUUUUUAUAAACAAUUAAGUAUUAUGUCUCGUCUGAGCAGAAAUGUACAUGUUUAAAUCAAAAUUGAUAGAAGGGUCGAUUUGUACUUCUAAAUACAAGAAAGAGGGACCAAAUCAUUCAUAUUAUGAAUGUAUUUAUAUAUAUACCAACAUUAUUAAUUCUGCUGAUUAAUCUCAUAUAUUAUAUAUAGAGAAAAGGUUUAAAAAACCCGAAUUAUUCAAAUACAGUACAUUUUAUAUAUAGAAUCUAUAUUUUUUUUACCAUUUAUAAAUGAUUUUAAACUGUAGAUUUUUCGCAUUUGUGAAGUUUACCAUUGUUUUGUAUUUCCACUCAGUAUUUAGAAACAUAUGUUUCAUUUUCCUUUACCAUGUUUUUGUGUCUUUACUGGUUUGUUUAAAUAUGUGCUUAAUGAACUGCACUCAUAAACAUUAAAAUUGUUUUCAUUA
Magallana angulata is the source of this 1842-nucleotide messenger RNA. Its product is annotated as cilia- and flagella-associated protein 107-like. The coding region runs from base 88 to 750 and encodes 220 amino acids. The record is from RefSeq and is a predicted model, not a curated record. Lineage: Eukaryota; Metazoa; Mollusca; Bivalvia; Ostreida; Ostreidae. The transcript has 3 exons.